Messenger RNA from Plasmodium vivax (malaria parasite P. vivax), 957 nucleotides. RefSeq lists its product as hypothetical. NCBI's taxonomy places the organism in Eukaryota, Apicomplexa, Aconoidasida, Haemosporida, Plasmodiidae. The transcript has a single exon. Bases 1 to 957 code for a protein of 318 amino acids. The record is from RefSeq and is a predicted model, not a curated record.
AUGCACGACUAUUUUUUGAGGACCAAAUUUAAUCUUCUGAACAGCGGACUUUUCAACAGCCUCUACAGAAAUGGUUCCAAGUAUAGAAGUGAUGAAGGGGGAAAGAACCCGGACGUGGGGAGACCUCCAAAUUCGUUUAGCCCCGACACACACCUUCCCGACAGGGGGAACAAAGAGCUGAAUGAGCAGCUGAUUUACUCGUACUACAACAACUUUGCGAAUGAGAGGGGCGCGCGCGCGCAGCCAGAUCGCAGUGGGCAACAGGAACGAAGCGGCAAACACCCCCCCAGCGGAAGUGACCUCUUCGGAAGUGACCGCUCCAGAAGUGAUCGCUCCAGAAGUGAUCGCGGCAAGGGAGAGCAUUCCGACCUGAGCGCGCUGUACGACGGGGCGGGCGGGAACUUCUCCAAAGGCAACUUCAACAUGCACCUGGAGGGGCGCGGGAAGGCCUUCCUGGACUACCGGCCGUACGGCCACAAGGAAGAAGAAAUGCUGUGUGUGGAAAACACCAAACAAGUGAUCAAGGAGGAAGCCUUUUUUUACGAAGAAUUCAAAAAACUAAAAAACGAUGUCAUGGCACUACAAAUUAUGAACGUCAAUCUGCAAAAACAAGUGCUAGCGAACCACAGCAUGAUAGGCCCGUCCAAGGUGGUUCCGCAGCACAUAAUAAUUAACAACAAAACGGAAGUGGCCUCCAAUGCUAUCAGCCAAAUUCAGGACAACAAGAAAAAGGGCAACGGGUUUCUACACGAGCUGCUGAAGAAGCUGCUGAGCAGUAGGGUGACGCAAAUGUUUUUCGUUUCGUCUUUUUUCAUUUCCAUAUAUUUGUUUAACAAGCACUGGCAGCGCGCCCUGAAGGUGUCGCAGCUGGAGAGGCGCAUCAACUCCAAUUUCAUCCUCAGGAGCGUGCGUAUGUUUGAGGAGACCCUGGGCAUGCGCAAGUUCAGCUACGCGUAG